AUGCCAGCUUCGACCGGACCUUCUACAUCGCUCCUUGGCAAAAUCCUUAUAGUCAUUGCACUACCUUUGGGCGGCAUGGCCAUGAUCGCCGGCCGCGACGUUUGGCGGAGUGGCGAUCGCUUCCUCGAGUACGGCUACAUCUCCGAUCCCCUAGUCUCGGAGGUGGGGACGUGGUUCGUCUCGAUCCUUCUGGUCGAUUGCUUCCUGAUUGUCCUUCACCGCUUGGGCAACAAGGAGCUCUACUUGCAUCACUUGAUCUUCGGCAUAGGUGGCGUGCUUUGGGUCCGCCAUUGUUGUGGUUCCUUGACGGUGUGUAUCCUCGUGACGCAGGAGUUGUCGAACCUGCCUUUGAACAUGUUCACCCUUUGUCGUGCCUACCAGGGCCUGCACUCCGUUUGGACCAAGACCUGGUUCCUGGCCUUCGCAGUGACCUUCUACAUCUUCCGUGUCUUCCUCAAUACCUUCGGCACGGUGCAUUUCCUCUGCGAGGUGAUCCAUGGUCACUGGGGAGCCUCCGCGCUACGAAUCCCCAGGUAUGAGAGACCUUUGCUGGGAGCGAUACUGGUGUCUGCAUGGGUCCUACAGAUCUUCUGGGCGCGGCGGAUUGCGAUCAAAAUCCUCCUCGCGGCGCGGGGGACCUUGUCGCCCGAGACCAGCCUUUAUGAUGAUGAGGAUGAUCAAGGUGAUGGAGCAGCAGCAGCAGCAGCAGCCGGUUGA
Messenger RNA from Durusdinium trenchii, 717 nucleotides. NCBI's taxonomy places the organism in Eukaryota, Dinophyceae, Suessiales, Symbiodiniaceae. The record is from the annotation of a GenBank genome assembly.